Castor canadensis (American beaver) is the source of this 966-nucleotide messenger RNA. Its product is annotated as olfactory receptor 1468-like. Gene Ontology annotation, cellular component: membrane. Lineage: Eukaryota; Metazoa; Chordata; Mammalia; Rodentia; Castoridae. Gene Ontology annotation, molecular function: G protein-coupled receptor activity; olfactory receptor activity. Gene Ontology annotation, biological process: G protein-coupled receptor signaling pathway. The record is from RefSeq and is a predicted model, not a curated record.
AUGACUGGAAGAAACCAAACUACUAUUACAGAGUUCCUCCUCCUGGGUCUACCCAUCCAACCAGAGCAAAAACACCGCUUCUACAUCCUGUUCCUGGCAAUGUAUCUUACCACUGUCCUGGGGAACCUCCUCAUCAUUGUUCUCAUUCUACUGGACUCCCAUCUCCAUACACCCAUGUGUUUGUUUCUCAGUAACUUGUCCUUCUCUGACCUCUGCUUUUCCUCUGUAACUGUACCUAAACUGUUGCAGAACAUUCGGACACAAAUAUCUUCCAACUUCUAUGCAGGUUGCCUGACCCAAAUGUAUUCCUUCAUGUUUUUUGCUGACCUGGGGAGCUUCCUCCUUGUGGCUGUGGCCUAUGACCACUAUGUAGCUAUCUGUUUCCCCCUGCACUACAACAGCAUCAUGAGCUCCAUGCUCUGUGUGUGCCUGGUGGUGCUCUCCCAGGUGCUGACCACAUUCCAUGCCAUGUUGUACACAUUGCUCCUCACUAGAUUGUCUUUCUGUGGGGACAACCUCAUCUUCCUCUUUUUCUGUGAUUUGUCUGCCCUUGUGAAGCUGGCAUGGUCUGACACUUAUGUUAAUGAGUUGGUGAUAUUAAUUAUACGAGGGCUCAUUGGCGUCAUUCCAUUCUUCCUCAUCAUUGUGUCCUAUAUAAGAAUUGUUUCCUCCACCUUCAAGGUCCUUUCUGUUGGCAGCAUCCAUAAGGUCUUCUCCACCUAUGGUUCUCAUCUGUCUGUGGUUUCACUGUUCUAUGGGAUGGGUGGUAUGCUUUACUUAAGUCCAUUAGAUAAUAAUUCACCUGUUAAAGAGAUUGUCAUGGCUGUGAUGUACACGGUGGUGACUCCCAUGCUGAACCCUUUCAUCUACAGCCUAAGGAACAGGGACAUGCAUGUCUCCCUGAGAAGAGUCUUUUGUAAAAUGAAACUUCCGUUUUGUUUAUAUGGUAACACUUGGGAAUGUUAA